AUGUUGGGACAGAGGGACGGCAGUUUCGUGAUGUUGUUUCUUGGAGGUUGCUGUUUGAUGGACGAAACACUUUAUGCUUGCUCCAUCUGUCUCCCUCUGUCUGUCUAUCUCCCUCUCUCCUCCCUCGCACCCCCUUAUCCGUCUGCUCUGCUAUUUUUAUUUUAUUUUAUCCAAUACAAUGCAAGGCAUCCAGUGCACUUAUUCAAGUCCAGAGCCAUGGGGAUCCCCAGUCCCGGCCACCGUUGUUCAUGCGGCGGCGGUGUGCACACACACAUAAAACACAUUGUGCAUCUGCAUCGAUUCUCAACACGUAGCCAAACACCAAAAAUCUCCUGA
Messenger RNA from Colletotrichum higginsianum IMI 349063, 336 nucleotides. RefSeq lists its product as uncharacterized. The coding region runs from base 1 to 336 and encodes 111 amino acids. Lineage: Eukaryota; Fungi; Ascomycota; Sordariomycetes; Glomerellales; Glomerellaceae. The record is from RefSeq and is a predicted model, not a curated record. The transcript is spliced from 2 exons.